AUGGCCCGUAAAUAUGGUCUUGAGAGCAACACCCUCAACCCCUUUAGGCCACUGUCGUCGUGGGAUGGCUCGAUGAACCCUCGCCACACCACCCUAGAGCUGGAAAUGGCAGUCGGCUUGAAUGUCAAGAACCAGUUGGUCCGAGUGGCUGGAGGACUUAUCAGGCAGGGAUGGGUCAUGAACAUCAAGUCAUGUGUCUCACCAGUUUACUAG
This is a messenger RNA of Penicillium verrucosum, 213 nucleotides long. RefSeq lists its product as uncharacterized. NCBI's taxonomy places the organism in Eukaryota, Fungi, Ascomycota, Eurotiomycetes, Eurotiales, Aspergillaceae. The record is from RefSeq and is a predicted model, not a curated record. The transcript is spliced from 2 exons. Bases 1 to 213 code for a protein of 70 amino acids.